This is a messenger RNA of Cladophialophora immunda, 1813 nucleotides long. RefSeq lists its product as uncharacterized. Gene Ontology annotation, molecular function: transcription cis-regulatory region binding; DNA-binding transcription factor activity. The transcript has 8 exons. Bases 1 to 1674 code for a protein of 557 amino acids. Gene Ontology annotation, cellular component: nucleus. NCBI's taxonomy places the organism in Eukaryota, Fungi, Ascomycota, Eurotiomycetes, Chaetothyriales, Herpotrichiellaceae. The record is from RefSeq and is a predicted model, not a curated record. Gene Ontology annotation, biological process: positive regulation of transcription by RNA polymerase II.
AUGUCAAGCGUCAAGGUUGCAGGGUCUCGGAAAUGCCAGAAAUGCACAGAAGCUGAACGGGAAUGUCUGUUGGACUCGCCCUUGCACUUUCGACCCGUCAAAUCUGUCCGGCUGAAGAGCGUCGAUGGACGCAGGGUUAAACACGACUUGAGGCAUACUCCCCGUCAGGUCUGGGUCGACCUCCCGUCAGAAGUCCGAUUUGUCUCUCUGGAUCACGAGACGGACUCUCAAGACCUCGAUACCCAGCCUGAAGAGGGCCCAGGCCCAUCUCCGCCCAUCUCUCCCCUCGCAGCUGGGGCCGAAAGGGAUUUCCGUAUCGAGCAUAAUCCUACUUCAGUGGCUGCUCACGACUGGAAUUCACCACAUGGAUCGGCCUUGCCUCUGACCCCUCUCCAGGCUUCUCUUCAACACAGCAGUCCAGACUCGCAUUUUUCAUCGCAUGCCCACGCCUCUAUCGUGCUGUCUCCUGCACAUUCUGCCGGAAGACCUGCUUCACAACAUCACUCUCCCUCCGUCCUUCUGAAUUCCGCUGUUGAUACGUCCUCCCCAAACUAUGGACUCGGCACUUGCUGGCCAUUCCAGAAUCAACAGGAAGCACGGCUUCUGCACCACUACAUCGUGCAUCUAUCAAUGCAGUUCGACUCCUGCGAUAAGCAGCGGCACUUUGGGAAGGAGAUACCGAAACGGGCGGCACACUAUCCUGUCAUCAAGAAUGCAAUUUUCGCCGUAGCUUCACGGCAGAUGAGCCUGCUAGCAGGAACCCACGACGACGAGUCUCCCCACUAUGUGAGCGAAUGUCUCCGGAUCUUGAUUAAGGCCUUGGAAGACCCCAUGGGCCAUUUUGAUGAGAACUUGCUGGCAGCUGUCAUUCUCCUGAGGACCCAUGAGGAGAUGUCCGAGAACGAUGAACGACGCCACCUGUUCGGCACAACACGGAUCUUGAACUCGAUAGCCUCCUUUGCCGCAGAUGGCGGACUCCGCGAAUCGGCCAGCUGGGUGUCGCUGAGACAGCACAUCUACAUCUCGCUGACCUCUCAGCACCCACUCACCAUCAAUCUUACCAACUACCGCCAUUCGAGCGUCUUUCGCCUCUCAGACGACGAAUCCUGGGCGAACCGGAUCAUCUUCAUCUUUGCCCGAAUCCUCACCCACGUCUUUGGCGACGACAACGAGCAGUUGUCCUUGGAGCAGUGGGCCGAUCUAGACUCGGAGGUCACUUCCUGGGAAGUCUCCAAGCCGUGGCACUUUGCGCCCCUGUUCAUCGACAGCCCCGGGGUCUCUGCCCUGGAGUCGAACAGGAGUCCGUGGCCGGAGCUGUACGUGUGCAAUCCAGCGCAGGUGGUCGGUCUCCAGCAUUACUACCUCGCCAAGGUCGUCCUGGCCAUCUACGACCCUCGCCUCUCGAAGCUGAGUUUCGGAUCGUUGCGCUUGAGAAGGGACUCUGAAUCCAUGGUCCGCGAGUGUCUGCGAAUGGUUGUCGGUCUGGCCGUCAGCAACGACCACGUCCAGACGGCAAUGUUCCAAGCCUCCCACAUUCUUUCGGCAUGCGGCAUGUACCUGAAUAAUCGAGACGAACAGGAGGCCGCGGUCGGUUUCCUUGAACAGAUGACCCAGCGCAUGGGUUGGCAGACCUCACAUAUCAUCCGGGACCUCAAGGAACAGUGGCAAAUCUGAGCCACGGAAAUGGCUUUUUGAAGCCUGAGAGCUUUCUGAGACUUCGAAAUUUCUAUUAUUCAUCUAAAUCCUCGGUAUCCGGGCAAAGAAGGUCAAAAAACCCGUUGAUAUUCGAAUGGUGGCGUUCUCAACCCCAGAC